Messenger RNA from Prorocentrum cordatum, 5790 nucleotides. NCBI's taxonomy places the organism in Eukaryota, Dinophyceae, Prorocentrales, Prorocentraceae. The record is from the annotation of a GenBank genome assembly.
AUGGAAGCUCGACGAGUCGAGCUUGAGCUUGAGGAGUUCAAGGAAAGGCUAGAGGCGAAGCUCACGGGCCGGGCCGAAGUGGCGGUGGAGCGCUGCAAGGCGGGAUGGCUAUCACGGGCUGAUGGCGUAGAGCGGCUCCUGGCGUGGCUGGAACGACGUUGCUCACGCCAGGCCGUCCCAGACGUGGGCCAGGAGCUGGAGACCUUCCUGAUCAAGACGAAACGCCGCAAGAUGGAGCCCAUGCAGCAGUGGACCGACCGCUUCGAGACAGGCUACCAGUACCUGAGGCGUGCGCUGGCGCGCGCACUGGGGCAGUCAGCAUCCCAGCAUUGCAGUGCUGCUGACCCAGACGCCGAGGCCGAGGAGGAGCUCGGGAAUAUCCCGGAGGUUUUCCCAGCGAUUGUCCUCGGCUGGCUGAUGCUCGUGCGGUCUGGCCUCGACUCACGUGAGCGCGCGGCGGUCAUGACCGCGACGGGAGGCUCGCUGGACGUCAACCAGAUUCGCGAGAAGCUGAUCUCCAGCUGGGAGGAGCCCGACCAAGGGGGGGCCAACGACGAGGACAUCGCGGCGUACCUGGCCGCGCAGGACGAAGAGGCGGAGGCGCUGGCGGCAACCCACACCGCCCAGCGCACCCUCCGCCAGGCCCGCGAGGCUCAGGCGGACAGCCGCCUGAGCAGGGGCUUCUGCCGUGGAGGUGCGGCGGCGCUCGCUGGGUGCAGGACUGCCGGGACCGCCACGACCCCCGGGCUCGAGUCGGGGCCGGCAGGCCCGCCGGGGGCCGGCGCGAAGAUGGCGAGCUGCAGGAAGGAGCUGGGGUUCAACCUGGUGGCGUCGAGGGUUGCUGAGCAGGGGUCUGGGGACUCGAGGUGCGAGGCGCUGUUCGCGGACCAGGCGAUCCAGGAGGGCAAGGGGAUCGUCGACCUAGGCUGCACGGACGCCAUGGGCGGCGAGCGUGCGCUCGACAUCCUGGCCCGCAAGAACACGGAGAAGUACGGCGACACGAGGCUGCGGGAGGUGAACUGGGACUACCCGCCGGUCUACAGCUUCGGGAACGGCGAGAAGGAGCGCGCCUACGGCCAGGUGAAGUUCGGCAUCACUGGCGGGGGCAUGGAGGGUGACAUCUCCAUCAACGGCUUCGCGAAGGAAGUCCCGAUCCUAGUGUCCAAGAAGGUGCUGAAGAAGCUUGGAGCCGUCGUGGACUGCGACACGGGAGUAGCGGUGUUCGUGAAGCUGGCCCGGGGAGUUUCGAUCCAGCUAGAGGAGUCACCGGACGGCGGACACUACUACAUGAGCCUGGUGGACGACCUUCUCGAGCAGAAGGUCCGGGACCCGGCCAAGCUGCAGAACUUCAAGAUGAUCUGCAACCACCUCUCUGAGUGGAGCACGGCGUGCGUGGCAGCGUGCCAGGGGCCAGACCUCAGCCCAGACGUUUGCGCAGAGCGAGGACUCCACAAGGCGGAGGUCUCGCAGCUACUCCAGGAGUUUGGCAUGCCCUACAGUCUGGCGUGGAGCGUGGACGAGCUGAAGCAGGUCCUCAAGGAGAAUAUGUUCCCGAAGGCGGAGACGGCCGCGCAGAUCGAGAUGAGGGGCCUCAAUUCCAUGAAGACGGCCCAGCUGCUCGCGAAGUCGGCGGAAGUCGGAGCUCACGUGACACCGGGCAUGACCAACCCGUCGCUCAAGCUCUCGAUCCGCAAGGCGAUUCUUCAGAAGCACCCGCCGGAGCCGACCGACGACAUGGGCUUCGGGAAGUACGGCGCUGUGACGUACCAGCAGGUCCUGAAGCAGUACCCUUCCUACGCGGCCUGGACAAUGGACGUGAUGAUGGAGGACGAGCUCGAGGAGCAGGAGAGGCUGGAGGCCGCAGCACAGGAGGAGAAGAACACGAACCAGUUCAUCCAGCAGCAGAUGCUGACCACCCUGAGCCAGCUCAGCCAGCGACUGGAGAAGCUCGAGGGGCAGCCGAGCUCCACGAGCUCCAACGGCGAGAGCUUCGUUCCAUGCAUCAAGGAGAAUGGACACACGGAGGACCUCAACGCGCUGCUAGCCCAUGGGGGGAUCAAGCUCAUGGAAGUGGCGUGCAGCCUGGCCUCCAUCCUGAGCACCAAGAUGGCGGAGAAGUUCGGAGAGGAUGCAGUACGGCGAUUUAGUGCAUGGAAUGGCCACAGACUCGGGACACCUGCCGGGAACCAGAGGGCCAGGGAGGCUCGUGAUGAUGCUGAGCCAGACCACCUGUGGGUCGGCAUGCAGCGUGGGCCACUGUCGAGCCUCACCCUCGGCUUCAACGGCACCAGCCCUGUGAGGGCCGAGGCCACCAGGAAGGGCAGGCUCCAGGCGAUCAAGGCAUACAGGGCCGCGGUGCAGCUGGUGUGCGACCAGAGGGCGCAGGGGAAGCAUGCGCACUGGGAGUGGCCCAUCAAGUGCGAGGGCUGGGGCCACAGGAUGAUCAGGCAGAUGAUCGAGGACUGCUCGAUGACGGUGGUCCAGGUCGCCGGGUGCCAGCUCGGAGUGAAGAACGAGAAGAGUCAGCCCUUGCUCAAGGAGUGGCUGAUCGCCACGACAUCCUCGAAGAUGGCGGCCAGGAUGGCCUUGGAGUGCCCCGGGGGCCACAAGCACGGCGAUCUCACCGGAGGCAGCCUCACGGCAGCCACGAGCUACUACACGGAUGAGUUCGCGAAGAGGGCAGUCCGGGCGAUGAUCGAGGAGGUCUCCCCAGACUACCGCGAGUUCCUGAGGUGCCUGACGGAGCCCGAGGCGCCGGAGGGACAGGCGCUAGCCGCUGGGAGAGAAGAGACGUCAACAGGGGCAGACCCUGGUUCGAAGGAGUACCAGCAGAUCAUGUGCUGGCUGGCCUCCGUACACCGAGGGUCAGGCCACAGCUCCAAGACCGCUAUGCUGAACGCACUCAGGCGGAAGGGGGCGAGCCAACUGGUGCUGCAGGUGGCCCAGGGCUUUUUCACCGUGACGCGUGUGAAGAGUGGGAGCACCCCCUGCAAGAAGAUCAAGUCAAAGUUCCCGCUCAUCAUCGACGAGAACUGCAGGGUGCGGGUCAGCAAGCUGCUCUACCACAUGGUGGGCGAGGACCGGCACCGCAACCCAGUCUGGGCCGACCUCAAGGUGAAGGCGGACCCUGAGGGCUCGUGGAUGUCCAAGCAGGCUGCUGACUACUUCGACUCCGACUCCAUCGGAUACGAGCCGAUUCCAGGGCGAGCCCACUGGCACAUCUCCCUUGCAGAAGAGGCGACCCAGGCCACAAAAGGGACCAUGGACCGGCUAGCCGCGGAGAGCCCCGAGAUGGCACCUGGCUUGGACGGCCACUUCUUCGAGAAAGACUUCGACGAGCUGCCCUACGUCGAGGCCCAGCGCGUCGACAAGGAGUACGGCGAGAACUGCGCCAGGAUGUACGCGGCGGCGCAGGAGUACCUGAGGCAGGUCUACAUGCGGCGCAUCAGCCGAGCCGAGAACGCGAAGGACCAGGCGCUCAAGUCCGUGGCGCCAAGCAUGUGGGCGCGCUGCUUCCGCAAGGAGAGGGGCGAGACCAAGGGCCGAUUCAAGGGGCUCGCGAGGGUGCCAGCCACAGAGACAGCACGCCCCAUGGACGGCGACCUGGGACAGAGCGAGGCACUGCACCCGGGGCGGCCUGGUUCAGUGGUCUGGCUGGUCCGGGCAGGGCGGAUCAUCAAGGUGGACUUGUGCCAAAUCCGAGCCGCCUCCGCCCGAGAGAUAGCGUACGCCGAGCUCAUGGGAGGCAAGGACACCCCCUGGACUAUCAACACCUUCAUGAACCAGGCGAUGCGGCAGGAGUACCUGGACUUCACAGGGCACGAUCCCAAAGAGCACGACGUAGAGUUCUCGACCUGGGAAGGGGUUCCUGAUCCAGCACCACCUCUGACGAGGACUCGCACGACAGAGCUAGUCGAAGACAAGGGUCCCCAGGUGACCCCAAGGGAUCGGCCUGCCCCCCCCGUGCGGAAGCAGAUCCACAAGAAGGGGCAGCAUCCUGGAGGCUCUGCAGACCGGGCCAGGACAUCCAGGGCAGCCAUUGCCGAGAAGAACCUGGAGGAGCAGGCGGCACUCAUGGCGACGGCGACUCCUGAUGCCCGUGCUUUCUGGGCACGACAAGGGACGCCCCUGGAAGCCUCGAUGGAGCUCCCCCUCGCCGGCAAGGCCUUGAGGCACGCCCCCAGGCACAUGAGCACCUACAUGGCGAGCCAGUUGAGAAAGGGGAAGCGCGAGAUCUCUGAGCGGACCCUCAACCCAGACGAGCUGGACAGAUUCAACAAGGCAAAGGCCUCAGAGGAGGUCAUGCGUAUGAGGUGGAUCCUGGAGUGGAAGAUCGACGAGAGCACUGGCGACAAGAAGGCAAAGGCGAGGAUCGUGGUCUUGGGCUACAUGGACCCCGAGUACGAGCAUCGCUCGACCACAGCUCCAACGAUGACGCGUGCUUCCAGACACCUGCUGCUGCAGAUGAUGUCGCGGCUUGGCUUCAAGGGGCACAAGGCGGACGUGACUGGAGCUUUCAACCAGAACCGCGAGACUCAGCACAACCUGUUCGUGAUGCCCGUGAAGGAGUUGGCCACGGCGCUUGGAUUGCCCGAGGGUGUCGCCAUGAGGCUCCGGAAGGCCGUGUACGGGCUCGUCGAGGCAGCCAUUGAGUGGUUCAUGACGGUGGGCGAGGCACUUACGAAGUUCGGCUGGACCCAAAUGAAGAUGGACCCGUGCGUCUGGGUGCUAUACGGCGACGCGCACGGCCGGGACAACAGCUUCAACAAGGAGGCGCUGCAGGAGUUCAUUGACCCAGAGCUGCUCGAUGUGCUGGUCGCAGCGAAGGGCGACCUUGACAUCGUGGCGGUCGCCGGGUCGCACGUAGACGAUUCCCUGCUGCGCGGCAAGGAGUUCAUGCAGACCGGAGUGAAGAUCAAGCAGCAGCCCGACAGGAGCUUCCGCAUGGACCGGAAUGAAUAUGUGAAGACCAUAGAGAAGGCCUUCCUAACCCCCGAACGCAAGAAGAACAAGGAAGCAGAGACCACUGACCGGGAGAAGGGCCAGCUCAGGGCGAUCCUGGGCGCCGUCGGCUGCCACUCACAGGCCCAGGUGCUGGUGCCGAUUGAGUGGUCCGACUCGUCCGAGUCGAACCGGCCCGACGGGAAGUCCAGCAAGGGCCUGGUCGCAGGCAUGGCCCCUGUGAAGAUCCUCAAGGGUGACGAGACCGACGUGAUCCUGGACGAGCUGUUCGGUAUCAAGUUGCAGUGGCUCGAGAUGCUAGGCAACAACAUCAACUGGCGCAACCCGGAGGACACACUUGCCAAGCUGCCAGGGGCCGUCGUGGUGGAUGCCAAGGGCCUGUACGACAAGCUCCAGACCACAGUCUGCACCUUCCGUGGCAAGGAGAAGCGGACUGACGUGGAGACGAUGACACUGAAGGAGCGGACCCAGGCCGCCAACAACUGGAUGCUCUGGGUCCAUGGUGAUGCCCAGCUGGCAAACUCCCUGACCAAGGGGCACGAGUCAGGACAGCUAAGGAUGUACUUCAGCAGCGGCCAUCGCUGGAAGCUGGUCUACGACGCCAAGUACCAGAUUGCACGUAAACGGAAGGCAGCAGGGAUCCUUCCAUUCGAGAAUGUUCCACAGGAGGUCGUGAGGAGCUCAGAGUCAUCGAGGGAGCCAGCCUCUGGAGCAGCUAAUCAGGAGUUCCCGGAGUACGAGGCCAUCUCGAGCGAUGAGUCAGAUGAAGAUAGCAUGCUCAACUUGGAGGAUCCUUAUCCGUGCAGAUCUGGUUCGGAGCAAGCCUGA